Punica granatum (pomegranate) is the source of this 1008-nucleotide messenger RNA. NCBI's taxonomy places the organism in Eukaryota, Viridiplantae, Streptophyta, Magnoliopsida, Myrtales, Lythraceae. The record is from RefSeq and is a predicted model, not a curated record.
CGUCUUCUUCCCCAAUAAGAAAAAGAAACACAGAGAAACGCCAUACAAUCUCUCUCUCCCCCCUUGAUCGAUCCUCAAUCACUGAAGGCCCGAAUUAGCAGAAGCUCCAGCUCCAACAGAAACGAUCCUCUCUCGCAAUCUCUACCCGCCGAGUAAUCAUCAUCCAGUUGCAGCUUCUCGUUCUCGUGUGAUUUCGUCACCUGCAUCAAUCAGGGUUUGGACGUUCUGAUUGUUUAAUUGAGCGAUGGGGGCGUUUGUAUCGAGGUUCUGGUUCAUGCUGUUUCCUGCGAAGGAGUACAAGAUCGUGGUUGUGGGGUUAGAUAAUGCUGGGAAGACCACUACCCUUUACAAGUUGCAUCUCGGGGAGGUGGUCACUACCCACCCGACUGUCGGCAGCAACGUAGAAGAGGUCGUGUACAAAAACAUUCGGUUCGAGGUUUGGGACCUCGGCGGGCAAGAAAGGUUGAGGACAUCAUGGGCAACUUACUAUAGGGGAACACAUGCCAUCAUUGUUGUCAUAGACAGCACUGAUCGGGCUAGGAUUUCCAUAAUGAAAGAUGAGAUAUUCAGGUUGCUCGGGCACGAUGAUCUGCAGCAAUCGGUAGUGCUUGUCUAUGCAAAUAAGCAGGACUUGAAGGACGCUAUGACCCCAGCGGAGAUCACCGAUGCCCUCUCCCUCCACAGCAUCAAGAACCAUGACUGGCACAUACAAGCUUGUUGUGCCCUAACAGGAGAAGGGCUAUACAAUGGUCUUGGGUGGAUUGCGCAACGUGUGACCGGGAAGGCACCCUCGUGAUUGGAUGAGAAAACCAAAUUACUGCUUUGCCAAACUCACACUUUUUCCUUUAUCUUUCAUGUAUUACUUUCGGAACGGAUAAAGAUUUCGUGAUGUAACUUGUGUCUCAUGAGGAGUUAAGUCAUCCGUCAAAUCUGCAUAUUAUCUUCUCAUUUCAUUUCGUACCUUUUGUGUGCGAUCAUAUUUAUAUGAAAUACAUGCUCUUUUGAGGA